Molecule: messenger RNA, 1680 nt
Organism: Peniophora sp. CBMAI 1063
Lineage: Eukaryota; Fungi; Basidiomycota; Agaricomycetes; Russulales; Peniophoraceae
Source: the annotation of a GenBank genome assembly
AUGGUUCUUCUUCGCGCUACAGCAGUAUGUUUGGCUGCGCAUACUCUCCUUGUAGCGGCUUCGCCCGCACAAGUCCCGCUUGUCGAGACGGUCAUGACGGCAGACCCAACCGUUCAACUGGACGAAGGAACGUUCACAGGCAAGUAUCGCGGCCAAUCUGCGCAUUACCUGGGGAUACCUUUCGCGCAUCCUCCAACAGGUGACAGGCGCUUCCGACUCCCCGAACCUGUCCCGCCUUACGAGGGCAACCAGAUGGCCCAGAAGUACGGCUUCUCGUGUCCCCAGCAGCCUCUGACUAUGCCGGGAUGGAUUGACGGCGCAGUAACAAAAGUGAUCAACGCCGCGUUGAACAAUAUGGUCGAUGGUAUCGUCCCGGCCAGCGAGGAUUGCUUGACUAUCAACGUGAGCGUGCCAAAGGACGCGAAGCCCGGGGACAAUCUUCCCGUUGUGGUGUGGAUCUUCGGUGGUGGCUUCGAGAUUGGUGGAACAUCGACGUUUGACGGAGGGGCCGUCGUCGAUCGCUCGAUCAAGCUAGGCAUGCCUAUCAUCUACGUGAGCAUGAACUACCGUGUGACAGCAUUCGGCUUCCUUCCCGGUAAAGAGGUCAAGAAGGACGGCGUCGGCAAUCUCGGGCUGCAAGAUCAGAGACUGGCGCUGCGUUGGGUGAACAAAUACAUCAAGAACUUCGGUGGUGACCCCUCGAAGGUGACAAUCUGGGGAGAGAGCGCGGGCGCGAUCUCAGUCAGCUUGCACCUCCUCACCAACGGCGGUGACAACGAGGGCUUGUUUCGAGGCGCGAUUAUGCAGAGCGGGGGGCCUAUUCCAGUAGGAGACAUCGAACACGGGCAGAAGUACUACGACGCGAUUGUGGAUGCGACUGGAUGCCAUCGUAGCUCAGAUACUCUCAACUGCUUGCGUAACGUACCGUACACUACUCUCAAGCGCGCGGUUGACCAGUCUCCAAACUUCUUUGCCUACCAAGGACUCGUUCUGGCAUGGCUUCCUCGCGUUGAUGGUGUCUUCCUCACCGGCCCGCCUCAACAUCUCGUCCUGCAAAAUAAGGUGGCGAACGUGCCGAUGAUCACCGGCAACUGCGAUGACGAAGGCUCGUUGUUCAGCAUCUCCUCCGGGAACAUUACAUCCACGUCUCAGCUUCACACGUACUUCAAGACCUUCAUGCUGCCCAACGCGAAGGACGCACAUAUCGACUUGAUGUUGCAGUACUAUCCCGACGACCCUCGUGAAGGAUGUCCGUUCGAUACUGGACUGAGGAAUGCUAUUGGUCCCCAGUUCAAGCGUGUGGCGGCGGUCCAGGGUGAUGUCGUGUUCCACGGCCCGAGGAGGUUCUUUAUCAAGCAACGCGGCGACAAGCAGCCGACGUGGUCAUUCAUCAACAAGCGCAUGAAGGACACGCCCUUCAUUGGCGCGGCGCACGCGACUGAUCUUCUCCAGUCCUUUGGCGACUUUGAGCUCAAAGACUACAUCAUCCGUUUCGUCGUGAAUCAAGACCCGAACGGAAAGCAAGGGUUGGGUAUCCCUUGGCCACGGUACGACAACCAGAAGAGGCAGGCGAUGCUGUUCCAGGACUCCGCGAUAUUUCCGCUGCGCGUCGUGAAAGAUGAUUACCGUGAUGCGCCAUUGGACUUCAUCGCCAAUCUUUCUUUGAUCAAUCCUAUUUGA